Halichondria panicea is the source of this 1970-nucleotide messenger RNA. RefSeq names its product N-lysine methyltransferase SMYD2-like. The record is from RefSeq and is a predicted model, not a curated record. Gene Ontology annotation, molecular function: protein binding. Gene Ontology annotation, cellular component: nucleus. The transcript has 11 exons. Lineage: Eukaryota; Metazoa; Porifera; Demospongiae; Suberitida; Halichondriidae. The coding region runs from base 523 to 1380 and encodes 285 amino acids.
GGUUGCUAGCAGUCACUUUCUGAUUCGCUAUUUGUUUGCUUGCUUCUUUUGAAGGAUUUUCCAAUGGAGUACGUACUUAUCUCUUAAAUAUACAGAUAUAUAUACUAUGGGUCUAUAGUUCAUCCACUGUGUUGUUGUUAUGUUACUGUUUUGCACUUUUUAGUGGGUACGAGGAAGUAAUGUCAACACGAGUGUAUGCCAGUCAUAAUUAUAAAUAAAACCAGCAACUCUUGGAGCUUUCACAUUGAUUUUGUCAGGGUUGUCCUGAAUCUUGGGUACAACCUUCCCAGGCGUAUUUUAACCAUCACAGACACCUUUCUUGAACCAGAAGCUCCAGAACAAGUAAGCAACACCUGCAGGUGUAGCUAUUAGAGCCCAAAUUAGCAAGAACCGUAGAACACAAAUCCACAUACAGGUGUUCAUUGGGAUUGCGAUCAAGGAUCAGGGGGAGGGGCUGCUGCAGUAGAUUGUCUUGUGCAUGGGCAAGGAUCUAAUCUAACACAUGUGCGAUAGCUAGCUGCAAUGGAGGAAGACUUGAGGAGGCUAUCUCCAUCGCUGGAGUUGCGCACAGUGGCCGGGAUGGGUCGAGGAGUGUUUACUAAAGUGCCUAUAUCUGCUGGGGACACUAUAUUCAGUGAACUACCUAUAGCACAUUGCAGUGUGGAGGAGACUAGAGGCACUAUCUGUGAGCACUGUUUCAACAGAUCAGAGUCACUGAAGAAGUGCAGCCGAUGCAAGUUUGUUUAUUAUUACAACUCUGACUGCCAGCGUUUGGAUUGGCCGCUGCAUAAGACAGAGUGUGAGGGUGUAAGUGGUUUGAGUCGUACUCGGGCUGCACCAUUCGUAAGACUAGUUCUCCGAGCACUGACCAGGGACACUCAACACCUCUGCUCACUUCCUGUUGACUGGUUUGACAGACGGGUUGAACAGAACUUGAUUCGCAUGAUCACUCGUCUCUGUGACUAUCCUCUGCAUGUCAUCGAUCAGCUCUUCCUGAAGUUGAUUUGUAAUCACUUCUCAAUAAUAAGCGAUGUUGACAACACCUCUAAAGUGGGCGAGGCCGUGUACUCUGCCCCCUCUCUGCUCAACUAUUCCUGUCGUCCCAACACUCUUCCCUUGUUUAAUGGACGACAACUAGUCCUCAAGGCUGUCAGGGAUAUAGGUCCUGAUGAGCAACUGUUCAUUACCUACAUUGAGACACUGGAAUUACUGAGUGAGCGUCAAACCAGGCUACAGAAGAGGUACAACUUCACCUGUGCCUGUGAGAGAUGCUUAGAGGACAUCAGCAAAUCCCCCGGAUGUUCUGAGCAAUUGCUCUUAUGGCUGCCGAUGGAAGGGAAAUCCCCGGUCCGUUACGACAGGAGAUGGAAGAGAAGCUAGCAGAGUUGGAUGGUUUACAGGAAUGUGAAGAUAAGUGGCAGGAGGUGUAUGACAAAGGCAGAGUGCUGUACACAAGCCAUUUGACACAACUAUCCCAUGAUAAUAUUCUGUGGCAGCGUCUUAUGGAGCAUCUGAGCAAUGUCAGUAUUAAGUUGAGUCACUUCUUGAACAACAUGGAAGCACCAUCUCGUAUUGAUAUGAGUCGCUUGAAGGAGGCGCUCAAGUACAAAAUUGAAUUAUUGGAACCGAGAUGCCGUCACUAUGGGCCCCUUCAUCCUGACAGUGCAAUCCAGCUAAUGACGAUUGCGAGCAUGGGACGGUCUCUCUAUUUAGGAACUUGUGACCAAAAGAUCCUACGUUCCUCACUAUACUACCACGCCGAGGCUAGGAAGGUAGCUCUAAGACUGUACGGAGCUGACCACCCCAUCACUCGAGGAAUAGCCAGCAUGCUGAUCGAUCUCACCUUGAACUACAAGUAGCUUACAAAUCAACUGAUCAUGACUAUGAUAAUUGUCGUUGGGUUAAUUUUUAUUGUUUUGAUGUAAUUGUUGGACAAAAUAAGUUUUCAGAUCAUUAACAGUAUUGUGCAA